AUGAAUGUUGGUUUUCAAGGCACUGCGUGUGAUGUAAGCUUAGAAGGAAACAAUGAAGUGGCCACAGAGAAUGCGAAAUGCGAGUGUUGCGGAAUGUGCGAGGAGUGCAGCGAGGAGUACAUAGGGCGCGUGCGUGAGAUGUUCUGCGGGAACAUGAUAUGCGGAUUGUGUGCUGAAGCUGUGGAUGUGGAGAUGGAGAAGAAUGGUGGGAGAAGAGAAAAGGCUUUGGAAGAACACAUGAACGAUUGUGUGAGGUUUAACUGGCUUGGUAGGUCGUAUCCUGCGUUGUAUCAAGCUGAAGAUGUGAAGGAGAUCUUGAAGAAGACUUUACGAUGCAGCAGAGCCAUGUCCACCACUUCUAAGGAUUAA
Messenger RNA from Vigna unguiculata (cowpea), 369 nucleotides. RefSeq lists its product as uncharacterized. Lineage: Eukaryota; Viridiplantae; Streptophyta; Magnoliopsida; Fabales; Fabaceae. The record is from RefSeq and is a predicted model, not a curated record.